AUGCACAUUCCCAAAAUCACGCCCGAGUCGCCCGACGGCGACCUUCACUACAAGCCGCCCGCAGCCUUCCCCAUUGGCCCGCAUUUCAAGAAGUACUCGCACAACCCGAUCAUGGUGCCGGACCCAACACACGAGUUUGAAGAGGCCUAUCUCUAUAAUCCCACUGCCAUUGUGGUGGAUGACAAGGUGUUUUUGUUGUACCGCGCACAGGACCGCCACAAGACGCUGAGUGUGGGCAUUGCGUGGCUGGAAGACGGCUUCAACUUCACGCGCCAUCCGCGCUCAGUGCUCUGGCCCACGGAGCCAUGGGAACGGGGCGGCGGCUGCGAAGACCCACGGGUGGUGCGCGACAGCACCACGAAAAAGUUCAUCAUGACCUAUACCGCGUACGACCGCGGCACGGCGCGGCUCUGCGUGGCCGAGUCCUUGGACUUGUUCCACUGGAAAAAACACCCACCGUUUGUGCCGUCAGGGUUCGAGGAGAUUUGCACGGGCGCGGACGGGAAGCAGUACAUUCGGCACGGGUGGCUGAAAUCGGGCGCAGUGUUUGCCGAGCGCCACAAGGACGGCCUCUACUACAUGAUUUGGGGCGAGUCUGGCAUGUACUUGGCCUCGAGCAAAGAUUUGGUGGAGUGGCGCACUUUGGGCGGCGGCCGGGACGCUCUUUUCACAGAGGGCCACCAUGUAUGGCAGAACCGCCUCAUCGAGCCGGGGCCUCCGCCUAUCCGGUUGGCGGGGAAACGCAAUCUCUAUGUGUUUUUUUACAACUCGUGCACUCGCGGCGGCGGUCAGUAUGAGAAAGGCACCUACUCCGUGUCGCAGAUGCUUAUUGACUACGACGAUGUGCGGGCCGGGCCCAUUGCGCGAAUGGAGCGGCCGUUUUUGGUGCCUGAGGCGCGCAACGAGGUGCUGGGCCAAGUAAAUCGCGUGGUAUUUUGCGCGGGCGUGGUCCAGUUCCACGGCCAGUGGUUUUUGUACUACGGCCAGGGCGACCUGGAACUCGGGGUCGCCACCGCACCCCUUUAG
Molecule: messenger RNA, 1026 nt
Organism: Clavispora lusitaniae ATCC 42720
Lineage: Eukaryota; Fungi; Ascomycota; Pichiomycetes; Serinales; Metschnikowiaceae
Source: RefSeq, a predicted model, not a curated record